Theobroma umbraticum is the source of this 3050-nucleotide messenger RNA. RefSeq names its product pumilio 7 (gene PUM7). The record is from RefSeq and is a predicted model, not a curated record. Gene Ontology annotation, molecular function: mRNA binding. Gene Ontology annotation, cellular component: cytoplasm. Lineage: Eukaryota; Viridiplantae; Streptophyta; Magnoliopsida; Malvales; Malvaceae. Gene Ontology annotation, biological process: post-transcriptional regulation of gene expression.
UCUCUCUCUCUCUCUCUCUUCUCUCUCUCUUUCUGUGCUUUUUUGUUUUCACUCUGUGUAGUGCCGGCUCGCUUCACUGCAAUGGCGUGAAAUUAAACCAUUGCCUGUCCGUACACCAUCCUUUUUGUAACCGUCAAGAUACAGAAAAUCCCAUCGUUUUUUUUUUCUUCUUUUUCUCUUUAAAGAAAAACCCCAAAACCAAUAUCGCCAAAGAGCAAUCUUCAACUGAAAAGGAAACGUUUUUAAAUUUCCAUUUUUUUCGUGAAGAUGUUUAAACUGGGUGAGAAGAAGGAGAAGAUGAUGAUGGUAAGGGACAUGAAGAGAAAUAGUGAGCUUGAAACUUUAUUGAAUGAGAUCCCUCAAGCUCCUGCGUUUCUCAAUCUUCAACACCAUUCACAAAUGAGUGGAGUUUCUCCUUCUCCUUCAAGCUCUUUCUCUAAUGGGUUUUCUUCUCCUGAAGAAAGUUCACCGUUUGAAGAACAACAGCGCCAACAACAACACAAGUUUCAUCUUAAUGGACUCUGGUUGGAUUCUAAAUCAUUACCUGAUUCUCAUUAUAGAAAUAAGAAUGUCUAUGAAAAAACGUUGGUCGAUGAUGGUUUUGGUUUGUGUGAGAAUCUAUACCAAAUGCAUAUUAGAGAUGAAGAAAGAGAUAGAGAUAUUUCUGGUCGAAUGAGGAGAUUUGAGAGGGACCCAGACGAUUUUGGCUUUAGUUUUGGUGAUGUUUCUUCUUAUAAUGUGGAAAAAUAUGGUUCAUAUGAAGGUUUUAACAAAGAGUUUCAAUCUUCUCCACAACAGGUUUCUUUGUAUUUUGAUGGUGAUGACCUCAGGUCCACCUUGCUUGGCUUGCCGGCUGGAUAUGAAAAGGGUGAUUCAUUGGGGUCUUACACUAGCAGUUACAAUCAGUCGAAUGGUUUGUCUUCAAAAUCUAGUUGGCAAAAUAACCCAAGAAACUAUCUUUUGGAGCAGAGGGUCGAACAGGCUAGGAGUAUGGAUAAUAGGGGAAUUCUAUUACAGAAUGCUUUUAGUACUAGGCCCUGCCUUGAUAAUCCUUUUGUUGGCUUACAGCAAUGUGGAAUGGAUGGUAAUGUAGGUAGAGCCGUCAUUGAUUCUUUGACUUCUCCCAGGUUCUUGCACAGUAAGAUUCCUCUUGAAGAGAAAGUAGAGGAUAGUGUCAUCAUUCAAGGAAAGGAUUUGAAGUAUGGUAUUACGAACAAGGUACAUGAUUCAUUUAAGUGUCAUAAGAAAAAGUCUCUCAAAGAGAUUGCAAUGCAAAACCUCCAAGAGAAAAGCUCUAAGCUUGAUAAAAUUCAUGGAGAAAAUGUGACACUGAUGCCAACUCCGUAUUCCUUGGCUGAGUUUCAAGGUUGUAUAUUUUACAUGGCUAAGGACCAAAAUGGUUGUCGGUUCUUACAAAGGAUAUUUGAUGAAGGAAGCUGCUUAGAUGUGCAAAUAAUAUUCAAUGAGAUUAUUGAUAACAUUGUUGAACUUAUGAUGGAUCCCUUUGGAAACUACCUUGUGCAAAAGAUGCUUGAUGUAUGUACUGAAGAACAAAGACUGCAGAUUGUGCUCACGGUGACCAAAGAAGCAGGGCAGCUUGUGAGGAUUUCCUUAAACACAUAUGGUACACGUGUGGUACAGAAGCUGAUUGAGACUCUCAAAUCCAGACAACAGAUUGCUCUUGUUAAAUCUGCUCUAAAACCUGGAAUUCUUGAUCUUAUCAAAGAUCUCAAUGGGAAUCAUGUGCUGCAGCGCUGCUUGCAAUGCCUUGACAAUGAAGACAAUAAGAUUAUUUUUGAUGCUGCUGCAAAAUUUUGCGUAGAUAUUGCUACUCAUCGUCAUGGAUGCUGUGUGUUGCAACGCUGCAUUGCUCAUUCCAAUGGGCAACAUCGAGAUAAGCUAAUUACCCAAAUUUCCAGAAAUGGGCUUCUUCUGGCUCAAGAUCCUUUUGGAAAUUAUGUUGUUCAAUACAUUAUAGAGUUAAAGGUUCCCUCUGCCAUUGGGAACUUGCUUUCUCAGUUCAAAGGGCACUAUGUUCACCUCUCAAUGCAGAAAUUUAGCAGUCAUGUUGUUGAAAAAUGCCUCAAGCAUUUUUCAGAAAGUCGGUCACAAAUCAUCCGUGAGUUAAUAUCUGUUGGCCACUUUGAACACUUAUUGCAAGAUCCAUUUGCCAACUAUGUCAUUCAAUCUGCUUUAGCAGUAACCAAGGGUCCUCUUCAUGCUUCUCUAGUUGAAGCUGUCAGACCCCACACGAUCUUGCGAACCAGCCCAUAUUGCAAGAGAAUUUUCUCACGGAACCUUCUUAAAAAAUGAUGGAGUCAAUUUGCCAGUGUUGUUGUGCUUCCAAAGUUGCUAGCUGUUCAUUACAAAUAAGCAAUCAUGUCCUUGGAUUACUAGAUAUAGAAUGUACAUGGAAUUCUGAUGCUGCUGUCCUGACGGAAGGCUUAGAGCUUCAGAUGAGUGGAUGACCUUCGUGACUCUCAAGGACGUAGAAGAAAAUUUUGCUUCUAGUUGUUAAUUAUGUAGUAGCAACUUGUAUUAUUCUGUUGUCUUGUUGUUGUCUUGCCGAUCCAAACUUUGGAUGUAUGAUAUUUUAUCACGUUUAAGAUUGUGAAUUUCUGCACAAAUCUGAUGCCUGAAUUUCCUUUCAGGUUGCAUUUUUACUUCAUUUUUGAAAAUAGAGAUACUUAAAUAGCUUCUUUGUGGGAGCUUGAUUGCAUAUAGAUGUCAAAGUAUAUUGAACAAAACUUCUUUUGAGAAAACAGAUAUGCGGAUGAAAGAUAAAAUUUCUCUAGCACAGAAUAUUUCAUAAGCCUUUUGAGGCUUCACUAGGGGGCAGAGACAUGUUUGCGAAGGUUAAACUCUGAUCGAUCAUCACUAAUUCAUAUCAGCUAGCAUCAGAUUUGUUGACUGAAGACACCGUAUAAUACCCAUCAAGAGUUGACCUGAUAUAUUUAAUCAAAUUAGUAGGAUCAAACUUUCAUUUGCUAAAACUGUCAUUUCUAGCUUCUACUACAAAAAGCUUUAAAGUUUCAAUUGAUAAAAAAAAG